UAAAUAUAUAUUUAUAUCGUUGAUGAGCACAAGAGGUCGUCUUUUAUUUAUAUAAUGUAACAUUAGUAAGCUAUUAUUAUUAAUAUUAUUAUAUAGACUCAUAGAUACUCCAUGUAGCUUGCUAGCUCUGGUGAAUAUCGUCAUGGCGUUCAUUUGUUCUCGUGUUCGACCCCGAGUUGUUUUGAGCUACCGUUUAUUUUCCUCCGUAGCGAAAAGCAGAGACAGAGAAGCCCGAGACGAAGUGCCCGUAUUCCGCUAUGUAGGAGAGCGCAGGAAGCCCAGUGAGAAAGUGUUUGUGUGGGGCUUCAGCUACACCGGAGCGCUCGGCAUUCCCAGUUUUGUGGUUCCUGACAGCGGCAGGAAAAAGCCGAGAAAAUACCAACUGACCCCUUACCGCCUCGACACGGAGCAAAAGAUCUCUUCAGCAGCCUGUGGUUAUGGCUUCACAUUACUGGCAUCGAAAACAAAAGACAUCACCAAAGUGUGGGGUAUGGGCCUCAACAAAGAUUCCCAGCUGGGCUUCCAACGCACCCAACACGACCGGCAUAAAAGUUAUGAAUAUGUCCUGGAGCCAUCCGCUGUGUCUCUGCCGCUGGAGAACCCUCAGGAGACACGCGUCCUACAGGUUUCCUGUGGUCGAGCUCACUCUUUAGUGCUCACAGACUCUGAAGGAGUGUUCAGCAUGGGUAAUAAUGCCUAUGGCCAGUGUGGAAGGAAAAUUAUUGAGGAUGAAGUUUACAGUGGCAGCCAUGUUGUCCACAAGAUAGAGGGAUUUGAUAGUCGAGUUAUUCAGGUGGUGUGUGGGCAGGACCACAGUUUAUUUCUGAAUGAAUCAGGAUCUGUGUAUGCCUGCGGCUGGGGGGCGGAUGGACAGACAGGUCUCGGCCAUCAUAACAAGUCUGCGUUACCUGUCCGAGUCGGUGGUGACCUGGAAGGGGUCAGAGUUCAGCAGGUGAGCACGUAUGGAGAUUGCAGCCUGGCCGUGUCCGAAGAAGGUCAUGUCUUUGGCUGGGGGAACUCAGAGUACCGACAACUCGCCUCCGUCACCGACACCACACAGGUCAGCUUUCCACGUCUGCUUCCUCUUAAAGGAGUAGGUAAGGUGACACAGGCAGCAUGUGGAGGAACACAGGUCGCUGUACUCAACGAGGAUGGAGAAGUAUUUGUGUGGGGAUAUGGAAUCCUGGGAAAAGGGCCUAAUCUCUCUGAAGCAGAGACCCCAGAGAAAGUGCCGUCGACACUUUUUGGGAAAUCUGAAUUCAACCCAAUGGUUAAAGUGUCUCACAUUCGCUGUGGCCUCAACCACUUUGCAGCCAUCACAGAUCGCGGUGAGCUGUUUGUCUGGGGCAAGAACGUGCGAGGAUGUCUUGGCAUCGGGAAACGGGACGAUCAGUAUUUUCCAUGGCGGGUGACUGUACCAGGUCAUGUGGUGGACGUCGCAUGUGGUGUGGAUCAUAUGGUGGCGCUGGUCAAGUCUCUCAUAUGAGCUGAAGCUGUGGAGGACUUCACACCGCUUCCUGUUUAGAAGCUUGCUCUAAAUCUUCCCACUUCAACUAAGAGGAUUUAUUGUGAGUAGGACACGCGACACCUCACGGAUUUGACGUCUGGAAAUCUGUUUGCAUUCAGUAAUAACGUUAAACUGCUUAUGCACCUGAGUAUCACCUGUACGAUCAAAACCAGGCUGGAAGUUUUUUUUUUUUUUUUUUUACACUCUGUUUAUUAUUGUAUUUUUUGGAGCGAGCCAUUUAAGAAAUUAACAUGUAAUGAUCCUUUAACAUUGUGAGUGACUCAUGUCUCUUGCGUCAGCACAGAGAAACCCAACAUCUGUUCUGCUUGGCUUUGCUGUACAAUGACUCAAGUCUGUUCUGUUAAAAACUUGUCUUAACCUAAUGCAGGAUUGGAAAAAGUACAAUAUAUUCAGCCAAUCAAAACAAAGAGGCAACUUUAUUGAUCGUCUCACGCUAGUUAGGAACACUGAAGGAAAAAAAGAGAUUUGUUAAACACAUUUAUAGCAAAGUUCCUCAAUAUAACAUUCAUUUAAAAAUUUAAACCUGAAUAACUACAUUUUCUAUUAAACUGUACAAAAAAAAGAAUGAAUAAAAAAAAUUGUUUUAUUCACUGUUUUUGUCCACUAGCAACUGUCACAUUCUCUGACACACGAGGUACUUUUACCUCAGUGGAUUUGGGUCGAGGGGAGGGAGA
Tachysurus vachellii is the source of this 2202-nucleotide messenger RNA. RefSeq names its product RCC1 like (gene rcc1l). The coding region runs from base 143 to 1486 and encodes 447 amino acids. The transcript is spliced from 11 exons. Lineage: Eukaryota; Metazoa; Chordata; Actinopteri; Siluriformes; Bagridae. The record is from RefSeq and is a predicted model, not a curated record.